CGGCGCCUGAGGCCGGCGGCGCGGUCUGUGGCGGCGCUGAGUAUAGUGGAUACCGCCAUGAUCGAGCAGCAGAAGCGUAAAGGCCCGGAGCUACCGCUGGUUCCCGUUAAACGGCCGCGACAUGAGUUGUUGUUGGGAGCGGCAGGGUCCGGGCCCGGAGGCGGGCAGCAGCAGGGGACCCCGGGGGCAUUGCUGCAGGCGGGCCCUCCGAGGUGUUCUUCCCUUCAAGCCCCAAUCAUGUUGCUCUCUGGACACGAAGGAGAAGUAUACUGCUGCAAGUUUCACCCCAACGGAUCCACCCUGGCAUCUGCGGGAUUUGACCGGCUCAUAUUGUUGUGGAAUGUCUAUGGGGACUGUGAUAACUAUGCGACAUUGAAGGGACACAGUGGGGCAGUGAUGGAACUGCACUAUAACACAGACGGCAGCAUGCUCUUCUCAGCAUCAACAGAUAAAACGGUGGCCGUAUGGGAUAGUGAAACAGGAGAGAGGGUUAAAAGGCUGAAGGGACACACUUCCUUUGUGAACUCCUGUUAUCCAGCCAGGCGAGGCCCCCAACUUGUCUGCACCGGCAGUGACGAUGGUACAGUUAAGCUUUGGGACAUCCGGAAGAAAGCAGCUAUCCAGACAUUUCAGAACACAUACCAGGUGUUAGCUGUAACCUUCAAUGACACAAGUGAUCAGAUUAUCUCUGGUGGAAUAGACAAUGAUAUCAAGGUUUGGGACCUGCGUCAAAACAAGUUAACCUACACCAUGAGAGGCCAUGCAGACUCUGUAACUGGCUUGAGUUUAAGUUCUGAAGGAUCUUAUCUCUUGUCCAAUGCAAUGGACAACACAGUGCGCGUCUGGGAUGUCCGGCCAUUUGCUCCCAAAGAGAGAUGUGUGAAGAUAUUUCAAGGAAAUGUGCACAACUUUGAAAAGAACCUCCUGAGAUGUUCUUGGUCACCUGAUGGAAGCAAGAUAGCAGCUGGCUCAGCGGACAGGUUUGUGUACGUGUGGGACACCACAAGCAGAAGGAUCCUUUAUAAGCUGCCUGGUCAUGCUGGCUCCAUCAAUGAAGUAGCUUUCCACCCGGACGAGCCCAUCAUCCUGUCAGCAUCCAGUGACAAGAGGCUGUAUAUGGGUGAGAUUCAGUGAAGACGUGGAAUGGAAGCUCCCAGGCUGUGUGACCUGAGGCUCGGACUGCAUCAUUGGCCAGGGUCAGAUGGUGUCCGGGCUGACCUGCCUUCGGAUGACCAGCAUUAGCCGGCAGCUGAGGAGGUGGCCAUAUUCCAGCAGCCACUUGUACCCAUUUACCAGAACAACUGUGGCCUCUGGUACCACCUGCCAGAUUUCAGGGAUUGGUUUCUUCUCUUUAAAAAAUAAGAUUUCUUCAGAGGGACAAACAUUGGUUUGAGGUUUCCUGUUUUUUAAUCUAGGUUGGAGACAGGGAAUGUCAGUUGAAAUUUGCUGGUUGGAUUUGUUUGCUGAUUUAUUUUAAAUUGAGUCACUGGCUUGUAUAUUUUUCUUUCUGUGUUUGAGUCAUUUUGUAUUAAAAAUCCGAACAGAUACCUUUUUACAAGAGCCUCGUAGCCUGGAUCUACUGCUGCCUUUUCUCUGAGGCCUGAUUGCUGUCGGUCAGGGCACACAUGCAUGUAAUCCACUCACAUUUCAGAGG
This is a messenger RNA of Acomys russatus (golden spiny mouse), 1654 nucleotides long. It is a transcript of the gene Snrnp40, whose product is annotated as small nuclear ribonucleoprotein U5 subunit 40. Gene Ontology annotation, molecular function: RNA binding; protein binding. NCBI's taxonomy places the organism in Eukaryota, Metazoa, Chordata, Mammalia, Rodentia, Muridae. The transcript is spliced from 10 exons. Bases 58 to 1134 code for a protein of 358 amino acids. Gene Ontology annotation, cellular component: catalytic step 2 spliceosome. The record is from RefSeq and is a predicted model, not a curated record.